AUGGCGGUGGAGGCGGCAGUGGCCUGGUACGAAGAGUUGCGAGCGCAGGAAGAGAUGCAGGAGAAGAUCAGCAACGAGAUCACGCGCCUCAGCUUGAGUACGAGGGAAAAGGGAUUCUCAAAAGGCUUGAGCAAGGCGGAUCUCCGGAAGAAGCGGGCCGAGGUCGACAAAGAGCGCGAAGCCUUGUGCCAGAGGUACUGGAAGGUCAUUUUUGAGACGGGGGGUUCCAAACCGGAUUUCUCAGGCAUGACCGAGGCCGAGCGAGCGGAGGCGGCGGAUAAGCUGAGGAGCAACGAGCUGCGGUAUGCGCGCCGCCUUACGGAAGAGGGCGACCCAAGGGGUCGGACGACGGAAGCCUUUGCUCGCAUCCUCGACUUCGAUCCCAAGCAGGGGGGCCGCUACUACAACCGGUACACCCUCGUCAACCUCACUAGAUUCGACCUCGAUGAAGAAUCACCCUUUGGUCCGAUGAGAUUUACUGAUUACCCCCACAAAGUAAUCGAGACCGAGAACUACAAACUGUCUGGGGCUGUAAACUUCUUGUCUGUCAAGGUAGCCUCUUCGGAUAUUGGCUUCCCGAUCCAUGUGUAUGGCACUGUCAUUGUCAGGGACAGCAUCGAUGAGAGGUGUGUUUAUCACUUCCGCCGCGACCCUGACCAUUGCCAACUCAUCAAUUCUGAGGCUGAAUCAUUGAUCUUGACUGGGCCGAAACGUGGGCUCGCAUUGUGUGGUUAUAUGUAUGUGGAGAUUGAUCUAAAGAUCAAGGAUCAUCUAGGACAGCCCAGAGAAUUUAGUAAAGGACUCUUAAGCAUCAGUGACCCAACAGAUUGUGCAUCGAUGGUAUCAAUGGUCGAAACCAAAUCGCUUGCUACCAGGCUCAGUACUAUGGACGUGACUUAUGCAGUUGUGAAUCGUGCAAUUGAGGGAUUUAUUGCAGUUGAAGUUCUGCAGGGAGGUUUUCAUGGAAAAAUCACCGCAUACACCACCAGCGUCCAGGACAUACUUGUGCUUUAUGACAGCAAAGAGGCUGAUGCUACGACUGUUGAUGAUUGCGGAGAUAUCCUGCAGCUUAUGCGGCCUGUCGUAUCUGUCCACGUUGAGGAUUUCCUGAUAAUUGUUUUCCACACCGGUGACGGUAAAUCAGAGAGCAUACAGUUCAUUCCAAUGGUCAACGGCAGAGAUGAAGGUCAAAUUACUGUUGGUGCUACCAAGAUGCGUGUGAAGCUUUCUUGGUCGAUAAUGGACCCUUGA
Molecule: messenger RNA, 1251 nt
Organism: Miscanthus lutarioriparius
Lineage: Eukaryota; Viridiplantae; Streptophyta; Magnoliopsida; Poales; Poaceae
Source: the annotation of a GenBank genome assembly